Naegleria fowleri is the source of this 831-nucleotide messenger RNA. RefSeq lists its product as uncharacterized. The record is from RefSeq and is a predicted model, not a curated record. Bases 1 to 831 code for a protein of 276 amino acids. The transcript has a single exon. NCBI's taxonomy places the organism in Eukaryota, Heterolobosea, Eutetramitea, Acrasida, Naegleriidae.
AUGGAGGAGCGGUACGCAGGAAUUCUUCAGAGCUGUCAACAAUCCUCAAUUUCUCCUGUUAAAUUUGUUCCAAAACAAGGAAGUGGAGCUGUCUUUGCCUUCACAUCACCUGAUCGAUUACAAAUGGAUUUCACAGUACAUCACGACUUGGUGGGAACUGCCUUAAAAAUUGAGAUUGGAUUUGACAAAGAAGGUCAGGAAAAGCGAUUCCUUAAAGUACCUUACUACAUCUCUCCUCACUCAGUCGUUCGAUUCAUUGUCGAUUUGAGCUACAACGAUUAUUUGAGCGUUCUGAGAGGAGAAAUGUUUGUCAAGGUUUCCUCUCUUCCAAACCCAGAUGGGCAUUUGAGAGCCCAAGUGUUGUGCAAUCUUGGAAAAGCGAAUGGAUGCUCUCUUCCAAAGCCAAUUGCAAAAGUCGAUAGAUGUGCUGUGUCGAGUUCAACCAUGGAUAUCUACACAGAUUUUGAGAAAACUAAAUCCAUGUGGACCUACGGAGUCUACCAACAUCCACAAGAUUCAGCAAAGGCCUAUUUGAACACUUCGUAUGUGGUUCCUGAAGAUUGUGGAACUUCCUCGUUGAGAGUAGGAUUCCAACGUGGCUAUCUCUAUAUGAAUCGAGUGGAUAAGAAUGCUGCAAGAGUGGAUUUUACACAGUACAAGUAUUUGGAAUUUAUUGUAAAGUCAUUGACAGGGGCUGUCAAAUUGGUGUUGUAUCUGUCUGAAACUGUGAACAAUGUGCUCGUCGAUUUACCUGCCAUAGCAAAACUGCCAGCGAAACAAACUUUUGGGAUUCGAGUAUUAAGAUUUCAUACUCGACAAAAAAAUGGGUAA